CCGCCGCCGCCGCUCGGGGUCGCCUGGAGCCCCAGAUUCCCGAGCGCUGGGUCUGCAUGGCAGCCGCCUCGGCGCAGGGCCCAGUGGCCCGCUAGGGGCAGCCCCACGCGCCCGCCCCCGCCCUGCCCCUCGGCGGAGCCCGUCGGAUCCUGUCUCGCUCUGCGCCGCUGGACUCGCCAUCUCCGAGCCCGAGGUGUCCGCACGUCCGGCUGUCCAUCCGGCCGUCCCUCCUGGGGCCGCAGCUGACCAUGCCCAGCGGCUGCCUCUGCCUACAUCUCAUGUGCCUGUUGUGCAUCCUGGGGGCACCCGGUCAGCCUGCCCGAGCCGAUGACUGCAGCUCCCACUGUGACCUGGCCCACGGCUGCUGUGCACCCGAUGGCUCCUGCAGGUGUGACCCAGGCUGGGAGGGGCUGCACUGCGAGCGCUGUGUGAGGAUGCCUGGCUGCCGGCAUGGUACCUGCCACCAGCCCUGGCAGUGCAUCUGCCACAGUGGCUGGGCAGGCAAGUUCUGUGACAAAGAUGAGCAUGUCUGCACCACACAGCCCCCCUGCCAGAAUGGAGGCCAGUGUGUGUAUGAUGGGGGCGGCGAGUACUACUGUGUGUGCCCUCCGGGCUUCCACGGGCAUGACUGCGAGCGCAAGGUUGGACCCUGUGAGCAGGCAGGCUCCCCAUGCCGGAAUGGUGGGCAGUGCCAGGACGACCAGGGCUUUGCCCCGAACUUCACGUGCCGCUGCUUGGCUGGCUUUGUGGGCGCCCGCUGUGAGGUGAAUGUAGAUGACUGCCUGAUGCGGCCUUGUGCUAAUGGUGCCACUUGCCUUGAUGGCGUAAACCGCUUCUCCUGCCUCUGCCCUGAGGGCUUUGCUGGACGCUUCUGCACCAUCAACUUGGAUGACUGCGCCAGCCGCCCAUGCCAGAGAGGGGCCCGCUGUCGGGACCGUGUCCAUGACUUUGACUGUCUCUGCCCCAGCGGAUAUGGCGGCAAGACUUGUGAGCUUGUCUUAUCAGUCCCAGACCCCACCACCACACAGGACAUUCCCCUGGGACCCACCUCGGCUGUGGUGGUACCUGCCACGGGGCCAGUCCCCCACAGCGCGGGGGCUGGUCUGCUGCGGAUUUCUGUGAAGGAGGUGGUGCGGAGGCAAGAGGCAGGGCUGGGAGAGUCUAGUCUGGUGGCCGUGGUGGUGUUUGGGGCCCUCACUGCCACCCUGGUCCUGGCCACCAUGUUGCUGACCUUGCGGGCCUGGCACCAGGGCAUUUUCCCCCCUGGACCCUGUUGCUACCCAGCCCCACACUAUGUCCCAGCACGCCAGGACCAGGAGUGUCAGGUCAGCAUGCUGCCAGCCGGGAGACCCCUGCCGCCUGCCCUGCCUGGUGAGCCUGGAAAGACCACAGCACUGUGAUGGACAUGGGGCAUUCCCACCCCUUUCUUCACCUCCUCCACCCCGCAGACUGUGGUGGACCCUUCUUGCCACCCUCAGCUGGGGUACACAUACUGAGGCACCUUAGCCUCACACCAGAAAUAAUAUUUUUUUAAUACACAGAAUGUAAGAUGGGAAUUUUAUCAAAUAAAACUGAAAAUGCAA
Molecule: messenger RNA, 1583 nt
Organism: Choloepus didactylus (southern two-toed sloth)
Lineage: Eukaryota; Metazoa; Chordata; Mammalia; Pilosa; Megalonychidae
Gene: DLK2
Product: delta like non-canonical Notch ligand 2
Exons: 6
Coding region: 249-1400 (383 amino acids)
Biological process (GO): heterophilic cell-cell adhesion; establishment or maintenance of epithelial cell apical/basal polarity
Cellular component (GO): plasma membrane; protein-containing complex
Molecular function (GO): calcium ion binding
Source: RefSeq, a predicted model, not a curated record